This is a messenger RNA of Durotheca rogersii, 1851 nucleotides long. RefSeq names its product DUF1776-domain-containing protein. The record is from RefSeq and is a predicted model, not a curated record. Lineage: Eukaryota; Fungi; Ascomycota; Sordariomycetes; Xylariales; Xylariaceae. The transcript has 3 exons. The coding region runs from base 202 to 1668 and encodes 488 amino acids.
UGAAUUUUCACCUUAGGUAAUCAGCUACAUCGGUACCUCUAGUCCCUACUUGACGGUGUUGCGCACGCCCGUCCUUCCCAUUCCCCUCCAACCCACUGUCGAUAGAGCCCAUCGAGUUCGCUCGCUCGAGACCAUAUCGGUACUAUCUCUCCCGUGUUCGAAUCACCACUCCACGUAUCCGGAGGGGCUUGACAUCCGGCCAUGUCCGCUGACGACCAGCAAUUCCUGGACUUGCUUUCGUCCAUCCCCAACCAGAUUCGACGAUAUUCUGGUGAGGUCGCCGAGUAUAUCGACAAGGCCGUCGACCAGGCCGCUGACAAUAUUCGCGAUGCUCUGUCCUCGGCCGAGUGGGUGCCCGACUACCUGAGACCCAUACCCCCGGCCCGUCCGCCUCCUGUCGAGAUCGUGCCAGCUUCUACCUAUGAGCGACUGCAGAAUUGGUUCGCCCGCAACAAAGUCCUCGCUGGCAUCGUAGUGGUGGGCGUGGGAUAUGUCACCUAUAGGACAGUGCGCCACGGCAGGUUAACUCGCAAACCCCGCCGGGCGAAGCGUGCUCGGAAUGGCGGAAGACUCGAGGUCGUCGUCAUCGCCGGCUCGCCGUCCCUGCCGUUAACUAAAUCACUAUCUCUGGAUAUGGAGAGGAAGGGCUUUAUCGUCUAUGUUAUGUGCAACACCAUCGAUGAAGAAGUGAUCGUGCAGGGUCUAUCUCGGCCUGACAUCAAGCCGCUGGGCAUCGAUAUCACCGAUCCUCCCAGCGCCGGCUCAUCCAUCGAACGAUUUGCUACUUACCUACAGACUCCACAUGCCUCGGUUCCCCGUGCCAAAACUGGUUAUCUAUCCUUGAAGGCCGUUAUCCUCAUCCCCUCGUUAAACUACCAAACGUCGCCCAUCGCUACCAUCCCCCCUUCGAGCUUUGCCGACCUAUUCAACACCCACCUCCUACAUCCGAUCCUCACCAUCCAAUCCUUCCUACCACUGCUCACGUCCAGACUAACGCCCCAUGGCGAGACACCGGCGACACCCAAGGUGCUUGUCUUCACUCCAUCCAUCAUCUCCUCUAUCAACCCACCGUUCCACGCCCCAGAAGCUACCGUGUGCUCAGCCCUGUCCGCAUUUACGGAAGUGCUGACGGCCGAGCUGCGACCGCUUGGUAUCCCUGUCACGCACAUCCAACUCGGAACCUUCGACUUCACAAGCUUUACUCCAUCUCGGAACUUGUCGGCCCCCGAACUGCUCCCCGCCGCCGAGGCUCGCCAAUGGCCCGAGUCGGCGCGUCAGGCAUACGCUAAGAACUACGUCAACCAGUCCGCGUCGGUCAUUUCGGGAGGGCGCAUCCGCGGCUUGCGCGGGAGCUCGCUCCGCGACUUGCACAACACCGUAUUCGAUGUCAUCGACAGGUCUGAGCAGAGCGACGUUGUGCGCAUCGGCCUCGGCGCCGGCCUGUACGGUUUCGUCGGCCGCUGGGCUCCCCGGGGCCUCGUCUCCUGGAUGAUGGGCAUCAGGAAGGUCGACGAGCUCAGCGCCUGGGAGAGCUCCUACACCGGGAGUGGCAGCGAGAACGGCGGGAGCGAAAACGGCGAGGCCAGCCAGAACGGCGAGGCCAGCGAGUUCAUCCCCGUAACUAAGGAAGACGAAGUCGUGCACGGCGCGCACAAUGUCUGGAAAUAAUAGGAAGGGUUUUUUGCUUAUACAAGUAAACUCGGUAGUAUGCAGGCGCUUGUUCGCGGGGUAUCUAGGGUGGUUACGAAUUGUAUAUACGAAGACAUGACACUCCCUGCUAUGCUUGGGCACUCUUCACCUCUUUUCUUACACGGAUAGGAGACUGCUAGGUCGAGGAUAGACUUCCGGAAC